AUGGACUGGGAUAUCGCUAAAUGGGCGAAGCUACAUGGUUCUAGCUCAACAGCAUUUACUGACUUGCUUAAAAUUGACGGAUUCAAGCGUGAACAAAUCAUUGUUGCGGGGGAAGCAUUCAAUGUCUUCUACAGAGACAUUAUUGAAUGUAUCAAAGUGUUGUACAGUGACCCUGACUUCACUGAUUUUCUGGUAUUUGCACCCGAGCGUCACUACGCUGAUGAAGAUCAAACCAUACGGUUGUUUCAUGACAUGCAUACCGGCCAGUGGUGGUGGGACACGCAACCAUCCCGUCGCGCCCAUAUCCUCUUGGCAUACUUGCCCACUACCCACCUUGAGCACAUUGCAAAUAAAGCUUCGAGAUGCUGUACUAUUUCAAACCUUUAUCAUGCCUGUAUGAGUUGCAUACUGGCUCCGCUUAAGACUGCUGGUACUGAUGGGCUGGUAAUGAGUAGUGGUGAUGGCGUGGAACAUCAUUGUCAUCCUCUGUUUGCGUGUUUUGUGGGUGACUAUCCCGAGCAAUUGCUCACUACUGGAGUGAAGGCAAUGGAAUGCCCGAAAUGUAACAUUCCUACAGAGGAACUCGGGAGUAACACGGCACCAUUUGAAAUACGUGACCUUCACACUGUUUUGGAUGCUCUUUCCAGGAUUGACGAUGGUGACCUGGUGUUUGUACAGGCAUGUUGCGAAGCUGGAAUCAAACCCAUCAUACACCCAUACUGGGAGGGCCUCCCUCAUGCAAACAUUUUUCAGGCAGUCACACCUGACGUACUACACCAAUUGUAUCAAGGUCUUAUCAAACAUCUGCUUGGAUGGCUCGCACAAGCAUGUGCGGCUGUGCACGGUCUUCUUGACUUCCUUUACCUCGCGCAGUACCCAUGUCAUACAUGCCACUACUCAACUAUGAUUCGAACUUUUGGGACGACAAAUAAUUAUAAUACAGAGUACACGGAGCGGCUACAUAUCAUCGAUCUUGCCAAGGAUGCCUACCGUGCGACCAAUCAUAAGGACAAAUUUAUACAGAUGACGAAGUGGCUAGAGCGGAAGGAGAAGAUCGCUCAUCAUCAGCAGUUCAUAAAAUGGCGUCUUGACGGGGAUUGUGCUCCUCAUCAUCUGCAUCCACCUGACUUACACUUUGAUCGCACCCAGCAAUUGACAAAGCAUCCAAACGCUAAAGCCGUCCCCAUUCAACAAUUGAUCACUGACUAUGGCCCUGCUCGUUACAUUGCACAACAACAGAAUCCAAAUGAGAUAAAGUGGUUGUUGACCGAUGCUCGGGGACACGGCGAUCCACUUGUCACAGUGGAUAGUAUACAUGCUAGACCCCAUCGCAAUGCCCAACACGAAAAUGAUGUGGUACCAGCACACUUUGAUACUGCACUUAUCAAUGAUGGUACUGGUAGUUUUGUUGGGGUUAAAGGCUUCCGUGUAGGUCAAAUUCGUCUCGUUUUCUCAAUUCCAGCAUCAGCAACACAGUUUUUGUUCCCUUCAACAAACCAACCCCCAAAGCAUCUCAUGUAUGUGGAGUGGUUUACCCCCUUUCCUGCAACACCGGAUCCAAGACAUGGCAUGUACAAAAUUAGUCGGUUAAUCAAGUCUGGUGAGAGAGUCGCGAGUAUCAUUCUGGUGUCAAAUAUUACCCGCAGCAUCCAUCUCAUGCCAAGGUUUGGAGCCAUUGCACCGCGACACUGGACAAUCAACAAUGUUCUUGAAGAAUGUGACACCUUCUUCGUUAAUUGUUAUAUUGAUAGGCAUAGUUUUGUGAUGCUUAGAUGA
Messenger RNA from Suillus discolor, 1776 nucleotides. RefSeq lists its product as uncharacterized. NCBI's taxonomy places the organism in Eukaryota, Fungi, Basidiomycota, Agaricomycetes, Boletales, Suillaceae. The record is from RefSeq and is a predicted model, not a curated record. The coding region runs from base 1 to 1776 and encodes 591 amino acids. The transcript has 9 exons.